Molecule: messenger RNA, 3675 nt
Organism: Arvicola amphibius (Eurasian water vole)
Lineage: Eukaryota; Metazoa; Chordata; Mammalia; Rodentia; Cricetidae
Gene: Pik3cb
Product: phosphatidylinositol-4,5-bisphosphate 3-kinase catalytic subunit beta
Exons: 24
Coding region: 321-3536 (1071 amino acids)
Biological process (GO): phosphatidylinositol-3-phosphate biosynthetic process; phosphatidylinositol-mediated signaling; phosphatidylinositol 3-kinase/protein kinase B signal transduction
Cellular component (GO): phosphatidylinositol 3-kinase complex; cytoplasm; plasma membrane
Molecular function (GO): 1-phosphatidylinositol-3-kinase activity; 1-phosphatidylinositol-4-phosphate 3-kinase activity
Source: RefSeq, a predicted model, not a curated record
UGGCGCGCGCGUGCUCCGUCGGGCGGUGCAGCGGCUGCGACGGAGCCGGCCAUGGUCGUGGGCGGUGGGCGGGUGUUACUCUGAGCCCCGAAGGCAGCAGGAGGCUGAGUGCUGGGCAUGCAGGUGCCGGAGCCGGGCGGGCGCGGCCGAGGGAGCUGUUGAUCGUGCUGCGGGAUCGGGAGCCGGUGGCGGCGCGCGGGGCAGUUUAUCUUCUAAUCUGAAAGAGUCUUCAUGAAUAUUUCACUUUAAACACAAGUAAUGUCACACGUUCCUAAAACACCGAAAUGGGGGCUGUUAUUCUGAGGGCCCCGAGGUUAUGAAUGUGCUUCAGCUCUAUAAUGCCUCCUGCUAUGGCAGACAUCCUUGACAUCUGGGCAGUGGAUUCACAGAUCGCAUCUGAUGGCGCUAUAUCUGUGGAUUUCCUUCUGCCCACUGGGAUUUAUAUCCAGCUGGAAGUACCUCGGGAAGCUACCAUUUCUUCUAUUAAACAGAUGUUAUGGAAGCAAGUUCACAAUUACCCAAUGUUUAACCUCCUUAUGGACAUUGACUCCUACAUGUUUGCAUGUGUGAAUCAAACUGCUGUAUAUGAGGAACUUGAAGAUGAAACUCGAAGACUUUGUGAUGUCAGACCUUUUCUUCCUGUUCUAAAACUAGUGACAAGAAGUUGUGACCCAGCAGAAAAAUUGGACUCAAAAAUUGGAGUCCUUAUAGGAAAAGGUCUUCAUGAAUUUGAUGCCUUGAAGGAUCCUGAAGUGAAUGAGUUUAGAAGAAAAAUGCGCAAAUUCAGUGAGGACAAGAUUCAGUCUCUGGUGGGGCUGUCUUGGAUCGACUGGCUGAAGCACACGUACCCACCCGAGCACGAGCCAUCCGUCCUGGAGAACUUGGAGGAUAAACUAUAUGGAGGGAAGCUGAUUGUGGCUGUGCAUUUUGAAAAUAGCCAGGAUGUAUUUAGUUUUCAAGUGUCUCCCAAUUUAACUCCUAUAAAAAUAAAUGAAUUGGCAAUCCAGAAACGCUUGACUAUUCAUGGAAAGGAAGAUGAAGUUAGCCCCUAUGACUGUGUGUUACAAGUCAGCGGGAGAGUGGAGUAUGUAUUUGGAGAAUACCCACUAAUUCAGUUCCAGUAUAUCCGGAACUGUGUGAUGAAUAGGACCCUGCCCCAUUUCAUCCUCGUGGAAUGUUACAAGAUCAAGAAAAUGUAUGAGCAAGAAAUGAUUGCCAUAGAGGCUGCCAUCAACCGGAACUCAUCUAACCUUCCUCUGCCCUUACCACCAAAGAAAACGCGAGUUAUUUCUCAUGUCUGGGACAACAACAACCCUUUCCAGAUUCACUUGGUGAAAGGAAAUAAGCUUAACACAGAAGAAACUGUGAAAGUUCAUGUCAGAGCUGGUCUUUUUCAUGGAACUGAGCUCCUAUGUAAAACUGUUGUAAGCUCGGAGAUAACAGGAAAAAACGACCAUGUUUGGGAUGAACCACUGGAAUUUGAUAUUAAUAUUUGUGACUUACCAAGAAUGGCUCGAUUAUGUUUUGCUGUUUAUGCUGUUUUGGAUAAAGUAAAAACGAAGAAAUCAACAAAAACUAUUAAUCCCUCUAAAUAUCAGACCAUCAGGAAAGCUGGGAAAAUGCAGCACUAUCCUGUAGCGUGGGUAAACACGAUGGUUUUUGACUUCAAAGGACAGCUGAGAUCCGGAGACGUCAUACUGCACAGCUGGUCGUCCUUUCCUGAUGAGCUGGAAGAGAUGCUAAAUCCCAUGGGCACGGUGCAGACGAACCCAUAUGCUGAAAAUGCAACUGCCUUGCAUAUUAAGUUCCCAGAUAAUAAAAAGCAGCCUUAUUAUUACCCUCCUUUCGAUAAGAUCAUUGAGAAGGCAGCCGAGAUUGCCAGCGGCGACAGUGCUAAUGUGUCAAGUCGUGGUGGAAAAAAAUUCCUUGCUGUACUGAAAGAAAUCUUGGACAGGGACCCCCUGUCUCAGCUGUGUGAGAAUGAAAUGGAUCUUAUUUGGACUCUACGGCAAGACUGCCGAGAAAAUUUCCCACAGUCACUGCCAAAACUACUCCUGUCAAUCAAGUGGAAUAAACUUGAAGAUGUUGCUCAGCUUCAGGCACUCCUGCAGAUUUGGCCCAAACUGCCCCCCAGGGAAGCACUGGAGCUCCUGGAUUUCAACUAUCCAGAUCAGUACGUCCGGGAAUAUGCUGUGGGCUGCCUGCGACAGAUGAGUGAUGAAGAGCUCUCUCAGUAUCUUCUACAGUUGGUGCAAGUUUUGAAAUACGAGCCUUUUCUUGAUUGUGCCCUCUCUAGAUUCCUGCUAGAAAGAGCACUUGAUAAUCGAAGGAUUGGGCAGUUCCUGUUUUGGCACCUUAGGUCAGAAGUGCACAUUCCCGCUGUGUCUGUCCAGUUUGGGGUCAUCCUUGAAGCGUACUGUCGAGGAAGCGUAGGGCACAUGAAAGUGCUUUCCAAGCAGGUUGAAGCACUCAAUAAGUUAAAAACUUUAAAUAGCUUAAUCAAAUUGAAUGCCGUGAAGCUCAACAGAGCUAAAGGAAAGGAGGCUAUGCACACUUGUUUAAAGCAGAACGCUUACCGGGAGGCCCUCUCUGACCUUCAGUCGCCUCUGAAUCCGUGUGUCAUCCUCUCAGAACUCUAUGUUGAAAAGUGCAAAUACAUGGAUUCCAAGAUGAAGCCCUUGUGGCUGGUCUACAGCAGCAGAGGUUUUGGAGAGGACUCGGUUGGAGUGAUCUUUAAAAAUGGUGAUGAUUUGCGGCAGGACAUGCUGACGCUGCAGAUGCUACGCCUGAUGGAUCUACUCUGGAAAGAGGCUGGUUUGGACCUUCGGAUGCUUCCCUAUGGCUGUUUAGCAACAGGAGAUCGCUCUGGCCUCAUUGAGGUUGUAAGCACCUCUGAGACAAUCGCUGACAUUCAGCUGAACAGUAGCAAUGUGGCUGCCACAGCAGCCUUCAACAAAGAUGCACUCCUGAACUGGCUUAAGGAGUACAACUCUGGGGAUGACCUGGACCGAGCAAUUGAGGAGUUCACCCUGUCCUGUGCUGGCUACUGUGUAGCUUCUUAUGUCCUUGGCAUUGGUGACAGGCAUAGUGACAACAUCAUGGUGAAAAAAACCGGCCAGCUCUUCCACAUAGAUUUUGGACAUAUUCUUGGAAAUUUCAAAUCUAAAUUCGGCAUUAAAAGAGAGCGAGUACCUUUUAUCCUUACUUAUGACUUCAUUCAUGUCAUUCAGCAAGGAAAAACAGGAAAUACAGAAAAAUUUGGCAGGUUUCGCCAGUGCUGUGAAGAUGCCUAUCUGAUUUUACGGCGGCAUGGAAACCUCUUCAUUACUCUCUUCGCACUGAUGUUGACUGCAGGGCUUCCUGAGCUUACAUCAGUCAAAGAUAUACAGUAUCUUAAGGACUCUCUUGCCUUAGGAAAGAGUGAAGAAGAAGCACUCAAACAAUUUAAGCAGAAAUUUGAUGAGGCCCUCAGGGAAAGCUGGACUACCAAGGUGAACUGGAUGGCUCACACAGUUCGCAAAGACUACAGGUCUUAGCGUAGGCCUUGGCUCCCAGUGAACUUGUCAGUUUGUUUCCUUUCCAUUUUGCACUUGCACUAAACAUGACCCUGCCAGAAAUGCAAAGGGAAUGAAAUCCUGGAACUCAGAGUGAAAUCAAGAACGCGGCCUCCACGGA